Messenger RNA from Brassica rapa (field mustard), 834 nucleotides. Its product is annotated as rhomboid-like protein 16, chloroplastic. Gene Ontology annotation, molecular function: serine-type endopeptidase activity. Gene Ontology annotation, cellular component: membrane. The record is from RefSeq and is a predicted model, not a curated record. Lineage: Eukaryota; Viridiplantae; Streptophyta; Magnoliopsida; Brassicales; Brassicaceae.
AUGGGCACGGAUAGUGACUGGAAGUCUUGGUUUAAUGGAGCUAAUGGUGUUGUCUUCGGAUUGAUAAUAGCUAAUGCUGCUGUAUUUGCUAUGUGGAAUGUUUACGACAAGCUAUGGAUGGUCAAAAAUUUUGUGCUAUCAUUGAAAACCUUGAUGACUGGACGUAUACACACGCUGAUAACUUCGGGUUUUAGUAAUGUUGACACCAGUCAACUCAUCGUUAACAUGUUUGGAGUCUACUACUUUGGGUCCAGCAUCGCAAGAACAUUGGGACCGGUUUACCUUUUGAAGCUGUACUUUGCUGGAACACUUGCUGGCUCUCUUCUCUUCGUAAGUGUGCAUGGUGUAAUGGCAAUACUCAAGAGCGAAGGAGUAGGAGUUUCCGACGAGGAUAAAUCAACACUCAUUGCACUGCUGGGUCCAGAGGGAUCUGUCUAUGCCAUUGCACUGCUGGAUAUGUGCCUCUACCCCAAAGUUACUACAUACUUUGCGUUUAUUCUCCGAGUACCCGUAAUGCUUGGAGUCUUAGGCCUAGGACAAGACUUGUUAAAGGUGCUAAAGGGGGAGAAGAAGAGUAUCACCAUUGCUUCGAUGCACACGGGAGGAGGAGCUUUGGUUGCAGCUAUGGCAUGGAGGCAGAUUAGGAAAUGUCGAUUCUACUAUUGACUGGUUUCAUUACUGGUCUAGGAAUCGUUGGAUUUGCUGCAAAAGACUCAAUUGAUAUGAUCAUGACAGUGGUUAUGUUUAAUUUUGUGAGUCACAAUGAGAUUAUUAUUGGUUUUUUUGGACAAUGAAAAUAAUAAUUAGGGUAGUUUGUGUUUUGUCUUUUACAUU